This is a messenger RNA of Acanthisitta chloris (rifleman), 2269 nucleotides long. It is a transcript of the gene RNF20, whose product is annotated as ring finger protein 20, E3 ubiquitin protein ligase. The annotation marks the transcript as partial. Gene Ontology annotation, molecular function: ubiquitin protein ligase activity; metal ion binding. Gene Ontology annotation, cellular component: HULC complex; nucleus. The transcript has 14 exons. NCBI's taxonomy places the organism in Eukaryota, Metazoa, Chordata, Aves, Passeriformes, Acanthisittidae. The record is from RefSeq and is a predicted model, not a curated record.
UUCUCCAAGUUACAAGAGAGAGUGGAGACAGCAGAAUCCCGGGUGUCUGUUCUGGAGACUAUGAUUGACGACCUUCAGUGGGACAUCGACAAGAUACGUAAGAGGGAGCAGAGACUCAAUCGCCAUUUAGCAGAUGUUCUGGAACGAGUAAAUUCCAAAGGCUACAAGGUGUAUGGAGCUGGGAGCAGUCUCUAUGGGGGUACAAUCACCAUUAAUGCCCGCAAGUUUGAGGAGAUGAAUGCUGAGCUGGAAGAGAAUAAAGAGCUUGCUGGGAAUCGCCUUAAUGAAUUGGAGGAACUACGGCAGGAUCUUGCGGAAGUGACGGCACAGAAUGAAAAACUCAAGGUGAGACAUCUGUACCUGUUUGAGGCAGCUGUGAAGGAGACCCCUGAAUAUCGCUGCAUGCAGUCUCAGUUCUCUGUUCUGUAUAAUGAGAGUCUCCAGCUGAAGGCACAUCUGGAUGAGGCCCGCACGCUGCUCCAUGGCACCCGUGCCACACACCAGCGCCAGGUGGAACUAAUUGAGAGGGACGAGGUCAGCCUCCACAAGAAGCUACGCACAGAGGUGAUUCAGCUAGAGGACACCCUGGCACAAGUCCGCAAAGAAUAUGAGAUGUUGAGGAUAGAGUUUGAACAGACACUUGCUGCCAAUGAGCAAGCAGGCCCAAUUAAUCGGGAGAUGCGUCACCUCAUCAGCAGCCUCCAAAAUCACAACCACCAGUUGAAGGGAGAGGUGUUGAGAUACAAACGCAAACUGAGAGAGGCCCAGUCUGACUUGAGCAAGAUCCGCUCUCGCAGUGGUAGUGCUCUCCUACAGUCCCAGUCCAGCACAGAAGACACAAAAGAGGAACCUCCAGAGAUCAAGCAGGAACCUGAUGAUCCUUCAGCCCAAGUGUCUGUCCCCAAGGCUGCUCCUGAAGAGGUCAAUGAAAUGAAGACCAGGCGAGAUGAAGAAGAACGGGAGCGUGAGAGACGGGAGAGGGAACGAGAGAAGGAAAAGGAGAAAGAGAGAGAGCGAGAAAAAGAGAAAGAAAAGGAAAAGGAACGAGAGCGGGAAAAGCAGAAGCAGAAGGAAUCGGAGAAGGAAAGGGAGUCCAAAGAGAAGGAGAAAGGGAAGCAUGAAGAUGGAAGAAAGAAGGAGGCUGAAGUGAUCAAGCAGCUGAAGGCUGAGCUCAAGAAAGCCCAGGAGAGCCAGAAGGAGAUGAAGCUGUUGCUAGAUAUGUACCGCUCUGCCCCCAAAGAGCAGAGAGACAAAGUGCAGCUGAUGGCAGCUGAGAAGAAGGCAAAAGCUGAGCUGGAAGAACUGAGGCAGAGGGUGAAAGAACUGGAAGACAAGGAAAAAAAGGAGAGUAAAAAGAUGGCUGAUGAGGAUGCCCUCCGGAAGAUCCGAGCAGUGGAGGAACAAAUUGAGUACUUGCAGAAGAAGCUAGCCAUGGCUAAGCAGGAGGAGGAGGCCCUGCUGUCAGAAAUGGAUGUCACAGGCCAAGCCUUCGAAGACAUGCAGGAGCAGAACAUCCGCCUGAUGCAGCAGCUGCGGGAGAAGGAUGAUGCCAACUUCAAGCUGAUGUCAGAACGCAUCAAGUCCAACCAGAUCCACAAGCUGCUGAAAGAGGAGAAGGAGGAGCUGGCAGACCAGGUUUUAACACUGAAGACGCAGGUGGAUGCCCAGCUGCAGGUUGUACGUAAGUUGGAGGAGAAAGAGCACUUACUGCAAAGCAGUAUUGGAACAGGAGAGAAGGAGUUAGGCCUGCGAACACAGGCCCUGGAAAUGAACAAGCGCAAGGCCAUGGAUGCAGCCCAGCUUGCAGAUGAUCUGAAAGCCCAGCUAGAGCUGGCACAGAAGAAAUUACAUGACUUUCAGGAUGAGAUUGUGGAAAACAGAGUAACUAGAGAGAAAGAGAUGUUCAACUUCAAAAGGGCUGAGGAGGAUAUUUCUAGGUUGCGCAGGAAGCUGGAAACCACAAAGAAGCCUGACAUGGUUCCCAACUGUGAUGAGAUACUGAUGGAGGAAAUCAAGGAUUACAAGGCUCGGUUGACCUGCCCCUGCUGCAAUAUGCGCAAGAAGGAUGCUGUGCUCACAAAGUGCUUUCAUGUCUUCUGCUUCGAGUGUGUGAAGACACGCUACGACACGCGGCAGCGUAAGUGCCCCAAGUGCAAUGCUGCCUUUGGUGCCAACGACUUCCAUAGGAUCUACAUUGGUUGAUUGUUCCCACUGGAGUGACAGAAAGUUGCUGCUUAUGCUGCCCCCCCUCCCUCCCUUUCUGUGGCUG